UCAGUAAGAGGAGAAUCUCAUAUUUGAUAAAAUAAAUUAAUAAUAUCUGACCAAAUAAAUUAUUAAAUAAGAUGUGUUAAUUUUCAAGUGUAUUUAUGCUAGAAGAAGAAAAAAAGAUUGUCACUAAACAUGACAAUGUCUCUUCAAAUAUCAAUGAUGUUUCUUUUAGUAUUGUUUAUGAGUUGUUUUUCUAUUGGUAGAGCCAUAGAUUGUGGUGGUAAUCAAGUUGCAAACACCAUCAUUGUUGAUCAAGGAGGAAAAGGAGCAUUUAAAACAGUCCAAGCUGCCAUUGAUUCUGUAAAGAAUCCAAAUGAUCGAUGGGUUCUAAUUAAAAUAAAUCCUGGUGUAUACAAAGAAAAAGUUCUUAUACAUCCAAGAAAGCCAUGCAUUAUUCUAAAAGGAUCUGGUAGUGAUAGCACAAUCAUUACCUACAAUGAUGCAGCUAAUGAUAUUGGCACAUCUAAUAGUGCAACAUUUCAUUCUUCUCCACCUAAUGUAAUUUUGAGUGGCAUUUCAUUCAAGAACACACAUGGUACUGAAGGACCAGCAGUAGCAGCUUCAAUAUACGGUGAUAAGACUGCAGUUUUCGAAUGUAGUUUCACUGGUUAUCAAGAUACUUUACUUUCAUCAAAGCGGCGUCAGUAUUUUAAAAAUUGUUACGUUGAAGGUGAAGCAGACUUUAUUUUUGGAGAAGGUCAAUCUUAUUUCGAGAAUUGUAAGAUCAAUGCCACUCAAGCCCCAUCAAAACCUAUAGGUUUUGUCACGGCACAACGUAGAGAUUCACCAAAGAGUCCAAAUGGUUAUGUUUUUAAAGGAGGACGCAUCGAUGGAAAUGGUCAAGUGAAUCUUGGUAGACCUUGGGGUCCUUACUCAAGAGUCAUAUUUUGGGAAACAUAUUUUUCGUCAGUGGUAACUCCUCAAGGAUGGGAUCAAUGGAAUUUAACGACGAGUGGCGUGCAAAAUACUGUCUUUGCAGAAGUAAAUUGUACAGGACCAGGGGCCAAUACUGAGAAACGUGUUGGGUGGGAGAAGAAACCAAGUAGCUUAAACAUGAAUGAUUAUAGUUUGUCAACUUUCGUAAAUAAGGAUGGAUGGCUUGAUAAUUUACCAUCAAUAUAAUUGGAAUUUCUUAUCUUAAUGGUGGCAUUUAGCAUGAUUGCAUAUAAAAUUUCUACUAUGAUUCGAUUGUCUUUAUAAUCAUUAAUUUGUAGUAAUAAUGUUCGUUGAUUGAGAGUAA
Vicia villosa (hairy vetch) is the source of this 1237-nucleotide messenger RNA. Its product is annotated as probable pectinesterase 66. The record is from RefSeq and is a predicted model, not a curated record. Gene Ontology annotation, molecular function: pectinesterase activity. The transcript has 5 exons. Gene Ontology annotation, biological process: cell wall modification. NCBI's taxonomy places the organism in Eukaryota, Viridiplantae, Streptophyta, Magnoliopsida, Fabales, Fabaceae. The coding region runs from base 130 to 1119 and encodes 329 amino acids.